AUGAAGUAUCAACAAACAAUCAUUAUCCAUCUUAAUAUCAUCCAAGCAUCUAUCUGGGGAGGGCUUGCUCGGAAAGGGCUCGGGAUUCUCACAGACUAUGAUGGUGCAAUCCCUUAUAAUGCGCUUUGGGCCAAUUUUGCUGCGUGUUUAGUACUAGGAACUGUUUCCAAAGUCAAGAAGACUCCGUUCAUCAUAGGAGUUUCCACUGGAUUCUGCGGAACCCUCUCGUCAUUUUCGGCCCUUGUACUAGAGUUGUUCUACAGCUCUGCCAAUGUGUCCGUGGGUAUCAGAUACGAUCUCCCGACCAAAGGAUAUGGAGUACUACAGUUUUUGUCAGUUCUUCUAGUGGAAAUGGGGGUAUCAAUUCUAGGAUAUCACUUCGGGUUGCACUUGUCCCCAAUGUACCCGUUAAAUGAACAGCACCACGAGCCACUAUCGUACAUAGGAGCAGUUUUAGGAGCAGCAAUGCCAGUUAUCACGGUGGUGUUACUCGCUAUCAACCCGUUAUAUGACUCAUGGAGAGCAUGGGUGUUUUUGAUUUUAUUUUCCCCCAUGGGGGCACUCUUGAGAUUCCAUCUAGGAAAACUCAACCGUCCCAAGUUUCCAUAUGGUACAUUUACUGCCAACGUGACGGGAUCAAUACUAAUUGCAGUCUUUGCUCUCCUCACAAGAGCUCGCGUUUCCAAGUCUGACCACUCCGGAUUAAUAACCAGUUAUAUAGGAUGUCAAGCCCUUUCAGGCCUACAAGAUGGAUUAUGUGGAGCCCUUACAACCAUUAGUACAUUCGUUAGUGAGUUGUUCUCACUUGGACCAAAAGAAUCAUAUCUUUAUUCAAGUGUUUCAAUAACAGUCAGUUUCGUGCUCCUCCUUCUCAUUUUAGGGCCAUAUACUUGGACAGUGGGUUUAAGCGAUCCAAUUUGUGGUUACAGCUAG
Molecule: messenger RNA, 933 nt
Organism: Yamadazyma tenuis ATCC 10573
Lineage: Eukaryota; Fungi; Ascomycota; Pichiomycetes; Serinales; Debaryomycetaceae
Source: RefSeq, a predicted model, not a curated record